UGCUCUGUGUUUGACGGGGGAGCAAAGAUGGCGGCGGGCGAGUCGGUCGGGCGCUACCGGAGCAGCAUGAGUAGGAGCAAGGACCCCUCGGGGCUGCUCAUCUCUGUUAUCAGGACCCUGUCUACCAGUGAUGAUGUUGAGGACCGGGAGAACGAGAAGGGCCGCCUGGAAGAAGCUUAUGAGAAGUGUGACCGGAGUUUGGAUGAGCUCAUUGUCCAACACUACACUGAGCUCACCACCGCCAUUCGCACCUACCAGAGCAUCACAGAGCGCAUCACCAACUCCCGGAACAAAAUCAAACAGGUGAAGGAGAACCUGCUGUCAUGCAAGAUGCUGCUGCAUUGCAAGAGGGAUGAGCUGCGCAAGUUGUGGAUUGAAGGGAUUGAACACAAACAUGUCCUGAAUUUGUUGGAUGAGAUAGAGAACAUCAAACAAGUGCCCCAGAAGCUGGAGCAGUGUAUGGCCAGCAAGCACUACCUCAAUGCUACAGACAUGCUGGUGUCAGCAGUGGACUCCUUGGAAGGUCCCCUUCUUCAGGUGGAGGGAUUGAGCGAUCUGAGGCUGGAGCUCCACAGCAAGAAGAUGAACAUGCACUUAGUCCUGAUAGAUGAGCUACACCGUCAUCUUUACAUCAAAUCGACUAAUAAAGUGGGACAACGCAACAAGGAGAAGGGGAGAAUGAGUACGCUUGUGAAAGAUGCUUCUUCCGUACCUCUUAUGGAUGUUACUAACUUGUCUACACCUCGAAAGUUCCUCGAUACUUCCCAGUUUAGUACUCCUGGAAGCUCCGGCAUGCGAGAAACAAGCCUCCUGGAUAUUAAAGAAGAUACGGAACUGGAUCCAGAGGAGAACAGCACUGUCUUCAUGGGCAUCCUCAUCAAAGGGCUGGCCAAGCUGAAAAAAAUCCCUGAAACAGUGAAAGCCACCCAGGAUCGCCUAGAACAAGAACUCAAGCAGAUUGUUAAGCGGUCCACGACUCAGGUGGCAGACAGUGAUUACCAGAGGGGAGAAAAUAUUUCCCAGGAAAAUCAGCCUAGGUUGCUGCUGGAGCUGCUGGAGCUUCUCUUUGACAAAUUCAACGCUGUGGCUGCUGCGCACUCUGUAGUCCUUGGACACCUUCAGCAAACAGUGGCCUCUCCUUGCAGCCAGUACGAUGGUGAUAUCAAGCUCUAUGACAUGGUUGAUGUGUGGGUGAAGAUCCAGGAUGUCUUGCAGAUGCUCCUGACAGAAUACCUGGAUAUGAAAAACACCCGCACUGCCUCAGAGCCAUCCACUCAGCUCAGCUAUGCCAGCUCUGGGAGAGAAUUUGCAGCGUUCUUUGCAAAGAAGAAGCCUCAAAGGCCUAAAAACCCUUUGUUCAAGUUUGAGUCCUCCUCCCAUGCUAUUAGCAUGAGUGCCUAUUUGCGUGAGCAGAGAAGGGAGCUGUACAGCAGAAGUGGAGAACUUCAAGGAGGACCAGAUGAUAAUUUAAUCGAAGGCGGAGGAUCCAAGUUUGUCUGCAAACCAGGAGCCAGAAACAUCACCAUCAUCUUCCACCCGCUCCUCAGAUUCAUCAAGGAGAUAGAGCACGCCAUGGAGCUUGGCCCAACCAAACAGUGUCCUCUCCGUGAGUUCCUCACCAUGUACAUCAAGAACAUCUUCCUCAAUCAGGUACUGGCUGAGAUCAAUAAGGAAAUCGAAGGAGUCACAAAGGCAUCUGACCCCCUGAAGAUAUUGGCUAAUGCGGAUACCAUGAAGGUCCUGGGUGUGCAGCGGCCUCUUCUGCAGAGCACAGUAAUUGUGGAGAAGACUGUUCAAGACCUGAUGAACCUGAUGCACGACUUAAGUGCCUAUUCAGAUCAGUUCCUCAACAUGGUGUGUGUGAAGCUCCAGGAGUACAAGGACACCUGCACCCUUGCCUACAGGAGCAUCGUGCAGUCAGAUGAAAAGCUGGUGAUCAGCGCAUCCUGGGCUAAGGAUGAUGAUAUCAGCAGGCUCCUGAAAUCUCUGCCCAACUGGAGCAACAUGGCUCAGCCCAAGCAACUGAGACCCAAGAGAGAGGAGGAGGAAGAUUUUAUAAGGGCUGCUUUUGGCAAAGAGUCCGAAGUUCUCAUUGGCAACCUGGGAGAUAAACUCAUCCCCCAACAGGAGAUCCUGCGAGACGUCAGCGACCUCAAGGCCUUGGCCAACAUGCAUGAGAGCCUGGAGUGGUUAGCAGGUCGCACCAAGGCAGCCUUCUCCAACCUCUCAGCCGCCCAGACUGUGUCUCCUGGCCAGGACAGCCAUGCCAGCAUGGAAAACCUUCCUGCAUCUGAACAGAUCCUGCAAACCCUCAGUGAGCUGGCCAGGUCUUUCCAAGAGAUGGCUGACCGCUGCCUGCUGGUUCUACAUUUGGAAGUGAGAGUUCAUUGCUUCCACUACCUGAUCCCAUUGGCUAAACAAGGGAACUAUGCCAUCGUUGCCAACGUGGAGAGCAUGGACUAUGACCCCCUUGUUGUCCGGCUCAAUAAGGACAUCAGUGCCAUAGAGGAAGCCAUGAGUGCCAGCCUCCAGCAGCACAAGUUCCAGUACAUCUUUGAAGGUUUGGGCCACCUCAUCUCCUGCAUCCUUAUCAACGGAGCCCACUACUUCAAGCGCAUCAGUGAGUCUGGCAUCAAGAAAAUGUGCAGGAACAUUUUCAUCCUCCAGCAGAACCUGACAAACAUCACCAUGUCGCGUGAGGCUGAUCUGGACUUUGCAAGGCAGUAUUAUGAGAUGCUCUACAACACAGCGGAUGAGCUCUUAAACCUGGUGGUGGAUCAAGGUGUGAAGUACACAGAGCUGGAAUACAUCUAUGCCCUGAACUUACUGCACCGAAGCCAGACAGGUGUGGGAGACCAAACCACACAGAACAUGAGGCUUCAGAGGCUGAAGGAGAUCAUUUGUGAGCAGGCUGCUAUCAAACAGGCCACCAAGGACAAGAAAAUCACCACAGUUUAAUCUGCUCAGCCACAGUGAGCAGCAGGGGCUGUCAGGUUGCAAGUCCAGAUUUCUGUGUUUCUGUUAUAAUUUAUGGCAAAAGAAUGUAUCUUCUGGGUGACGGUCUGCUAGCGAGAAAGGAAAUGCAAUUUAAACUUUAGUUUGGGGGGUUUCUUGGGGUUGGGGUUGAUGUGUAAUCACGUAAUGCUUCCUUAACAUGUUGUCCCAAUAGUUAUUGCACUGCAGGAGGAACAGGCAUCCUGGUAGACAUUUUGGUAACAUGUGGGAUCGUGAUGAUAUUGAAGCUGUUCCAACAGCAUUGCUGCACAGGAAGACUGUUUCAGCUUUGCCAGUACUUUUUGCAGUGACAGUCAUAGAUGCAUUUAGUUUUCUGCUGUUUCCACUGCAAAGAGAUCUAGUAGCUUAUUCCUCCAGAUACUAAUAAGCCAGUUCUCGUAAUGGGAGGUAACGUGGGACCAUUUGUUUCCACUUUUACUUUUUCAUUAUCAUGGAGCCAUAUGGCAUCAGUUUCUGCAGCUCAUACUGCACUGGAUGACAGUGAAUGUAGGAGAAAAUUGUCAAUAUAAAGGUAAUAGCUGAACUUAAUUCUCUUUUUUUCCGAAUAUAUCUUUAGAGUAUGCCCAGCUCUGAAGAUAUUUCUUAAUCACCAUUUGAUGUGCUGGAAAGACACACAGUAGCUCAGCACUGAAUGAUCAGCAAGGGCAGGAGGGCACAUUCCAGCUCUGCAAUAUGAAGAGAGCUCAGGUCACCAUUCUGUCCUGCCUUGGCCAUUUGUACAUGCCUGGUAAAAGAUUCCUUAUUCACUAGGGCUGAUAAGUUUAUGUCAGCUCUCCAAACCAAGUAUACACUUCACUUGUAUUUGUCAGGUGAAUAGCCAACCCGGCUGGGUUUCACAUUCUGAGAUAGGUUCUCUCUGAGCUGUGUAACUGCUUGUGCAUUUGUCUUGAAACUUCAGAAUUAAAAGAUAUUUGGGGACUCCUCAAA
This is a messenger RNA of Coturnix japonica (Japanese quail), 3942 nucleotides long. RefSeq names its product exocyst complex component 4 (gene EXOC4). NCBI's taxonomy places the organism in Eukaryota, Metazoa, Chordata, Aves, Galliformes, Phasianidae. Gene Ontology annotation, biological process: chemical synaptic transmission; Golgi to plasma membrane transport; exocytosis. Gene Ontology annotation, cellular component: synapse; growth cone membrane; exocyst. The record is from RefSeq and is a predicted model, not a curated record.